AUGGACUAUUAUGAGGAAGAAGAUGAGUUUAUCAAUGCUUGGGAUACUAUGCUAUCUGAGUAUCAUGUUUGUGAGAAUACUUGGUUGCGUAACAUGUUUGAAUUGAGGAGAAAAUGGGCAAAGGCAUAUCUCAAUUGUGAAUGGAUGCUUCAUGAUAAGCGAUACAAGGAGUUACAGGCUGAAUAUGCAUUAUGCCAUAAGAUGCCCAAGAUUAAAAUGGACUUAAAGAUCCUAAUGCAUGCAGGUAAUGUUUAUACCAAUGCCAUUUUUGAGGAGUUUCAAAACCAAUAUGUAAAGGCAAUGGAGGCCGAUAUAAAAGGCUGCAGGGAGGAAGGUGGAAUUUUUAUCUAUACAAUUGUUGAUCAUCAAUCUAGAGAUCGUCAAGUCAAAAGGAGCUUAGAUGACUUCUUAUCAUGUAGUUGUGGAAUGUUUGAGAUGAUGGGUGUUUUAUGUAGUCAUGUUAUAAAGAUUCUUAGAGAAGUCAUGCAUGUUAAAGAAAUACCAAGGGCAUAUAUCUUAAAGAGGUGGACUAGAGAUGUAAAAGUUAGAUUUGUGCAAGAUAAUCAUGGGCGCAAUAUUAAAGCGGAUGUCAAGUUAGAAGUAACAUCUCGGUAUAAGAACUUAUGCCAUUUAUUUACCAAGAUAUCAUCUAUGGCAGCAGAAAAUGAUGAAUCGUAUACAGCGGCUCUCCACCAUAUAGAUGAAUUGAGCAAAGUUAUUGAUAACAUUUGGAAGCUAAAAAUAUAUGGCGAAAAUGAAAAUGGUUAUCCAGAUUACUUUUCCAUUGCCUGUGAUACAAAUGAAAAUGAACAUGUCUUGGAUGUGCCCAAAGAUAUACAUGCCAAGGGCUUAAAGAGAAGAGAGUCCUCUAAAGGAAGACGAAGACUUAAAUCAUUUCUUGAGAAGCCAUGA
Cornus florida is the source of this 912-nucleotide messenger RNA. RefSeq names its product protein FAR1-RELATED SEQUENCE 1-like. The coding region runs from base 1 to 912 and encodes 303 amino acids. The record is from RefSeq and is a predicted model, not a curated record. Gene Ontology annotation, molecular function: zinc ion binding. NCBI's taxonomy places the organism in Eukaryota, Viridiplantae, Streptophyta, Magnoliopsida, Cornales, Cornaceae. The transcript is spliced from 2 exons. Gene Ontology annotation, biological process: regulation of DNA-templated transcription.